CGGGUCUCACACACGGACACGCAGGCAGACCCACGGACAGACACAGACACGCGCGUGCCCGGCUGCCACCCAUGACCAUCAGGAGGGCAUCGGCCGGCGCUCACCACCCAGCGGGGCUGUGCACAGGAGGGGCUGCGAUGUUGGUGCCCCGCUCCCGCUGAGUUACCCCUGCCUGGGGCAUGAGGCGGAUGGCUCGCAGGCUGCUGCUCUCCGCGCUGGGCAUCCUCUGGAUCGCUGCCCUCAUCUUCUUCUUCUUAGGGGGCAGAAGGAAGUUAGAGGAGGGGGAUUCGGACGGAGACCCGGGGAAGGACUUGGACGUAGAUUGGGAUGAUUUAUGGGACCAAUUUGAUGAAAGGAGAUAUCUGAACGCUCAGAGGUGGAAGCCCGGAGAAGACCCUUACAGGCUGUUUGCGUUUAACCAGCGAGAGAGCGAGAGAAUUCCAAGUAAUCGAGCCAUCAAGGACACCAGACAUCACAGAUGUACGGAAUUACACUACUCACCCGAUCUCCCUCCUACGAGCAUCGUCAUCACCUUUCACAACGAGGCACGAUCCACGCUUCUGAGGACAAUCAGGAGUGUGCUAAACCGAACACCUAUGCACCUUAUCCAUGAAAUUAUAUUAGUGGACGACUACAGUGAAAAUUCCGAUGACUGCCGUCUUCUGCGCAAGUUACCUAAAGUGAAGUGCUUACGCAAUAACCAAAGGGAAGGUUUGAUCCGGUCUCGCGUUAGAGGGGCAGAUGUCGCCGAGGCCAACAUCCUCACUUUCUUGGACAGUCAUUGUGAGGUUAAUAAGGACUGGCUGCUGCCUCUUCUGCAGAGGAUUAAAGAGAACCCUACUCGCGUGGUCAGUCCCGUCAUAGACAUCAUAAACUUGGACACUUUCGCUUAUAUAGCGGCUUCGUCGGAUCUUCGAGGAGGUUUCGACUGGAGUCUGCAUUUUAAGUGGGAACAACUUUCUACGGAGCAAAAGGCUAAAAGAUUAGACCCGACGGAGCCCAUUAAGACACCUGUCAUUGCUGGGGGCCUGUUUGUCAUUGAUAAAUCGUGGUUCAACCAUUUAGGCAAAUACGACACGGCCAUGGACAUCUGGGGGGGAGAGAAUUUUGAGAUCUCGUUCCGCGUUUGGAUGUGCGGCGGGAGUUUGGAAAUCAUACCCUGCAGUCGCGUCGGACACGUUUUUCGGAAGAAGCAUCCUUAUGUCUUUCCGGAGGGGAACGUUAAUACUUAUAUCAAAAACACCAAACGCACGGCUGAAGUAUGGAUGGAUGAAUUCAAAACCCAUUACUAUGCAGCAAGACCAGCGGCCCAAGGGAGGCCAUACGGAGAUAUUCAGAAGAGAUCGCUACUCAGGAAGAAUUUAAAAUGUCGCACCUUCAAAUGGUAUUUGGAAAAUGUUUAUCCAGAACUCAAAAUCCCAGCCAAAUCUUUAUCAAAAUCAGGAAUCAUCAGGCAAAGACAAAGAUGUAUUGAGUCUCAGAAGACCGGCGGUCAGGAGCCUCCUUAUCUUAAUUUAGUACCUUGCAGUAGCCUUAAAGGAGCCUCUGAGCCAUCUCAGGAAUGGAUUUAUACUCAGGUCCAGCAGAUCAGCCAAGACAAACUCUGCUUCUCUGUGCACACUUUGUUCCCCGGGACCCAGGUCGUUCUGUUGCCCUGCAGAGAAGGAGACGGGAAACAGAGAUGGAGCAAAGUGGGUUCUCGCAUCGAGCACAUGGCCUCCCGGUUCUGCCUAGAUACAGAAAUCAUCGGAGAUUCCGACGACAACAACCGAGAAGUCGUGAUCAACCCUUGCGAGACGACGGCCAUCAGCCAACGAUGGGAAAUGGUGCUUCACGAUCUGCACUGAGGAGAACGGGACUUCUUAGGAGGAGACCUGACGGCAUCGAGACGUGCCCACGAGACCCGGACCGUUUGCACUUUCCGGUGGACUCCGCGACUGAAGACUUGAAAGAAGAAAAGAGAAAAGAAAAGGCUCGACGGAACAUUUUGAACGACUCAAGAACAAUUUGAAGUUCGAGCUGACCUUUAAAAGUCAGUCUAAGAAAAA
Molecule: messenger RNA, 2048 nt
Organism: Spea bombifrons (plains spadefoot toad)
Lineage: Eukaryota; Metazoa; Chordata; Amphibia; Anura; Pelobatidae
Gene: GALNT14
Product: polypeptide N-acetylgalactosaminyltransferase 14
Exons: 15
Coding region: 180-1847 (555 amino acids)
Cellular component (GO): Golgi apparatus
Source: RefSeq, a predicted model, not a curated record